CUCACCGAACUCACCGGACUCACCAGACUCAGACCACAAGAUGAGGGAGAUCGUGCACAUCCAGGCGGGACAGUGCGGGAACCAGAUCGGGACUAAGUUCUGGGAAGUGAUCAGCGAUGAGCACGGCAUCGACCCUGCGGGCGACUACGUGGGCGACUCGUCUCUGCAGCUGGACAGAGUCAACGUCUACUACAACGAGGCGUCCUCACAUAAAUACGUCCCCCGGGCCGUGCUGGUCGACCUGGAACCAGGAACCAUGGACAGUGUUCGCUCAGGAGCCUUCGGACAACUCUUCAGACCCGACAACUUCAUCUUCGGUCAGACAGGCGCCGGGAACAACUGGGCCAAAGGUCACUACACGGAGGGGGCGGAGCUGGUGGACUCGGUGCUGGACGUCGUGAGGAAGGAGUGUGAGCACUGCGACUGUCUCCAGGGUUUCCAGCUGACUCACUCCCUGGGGGGGGGCACGGGCUCGGGGAUGGGCACCCUGCUGAUCAGUAAGAUCCGAGAGGAGUUCCCCGACCGGAUCAUGAACACCUUCAGCGUCAUGCCGUCCCCUAAGGUGUCGGACACGGUGGUCGAGCCGUACAACGCCACGCUGUCCGUGCACCAGCUGGUGGAGAACACCGACGAGACCUACUGCAUCGACAACGAGGCGCUGUACGACAUCUGCUUCCGCACGCUGAAGCUCACCACCCCCACCUACGGGGACCUCAACCACCUGGUGUCGGCCACCAUGAGCGGCGUGACCACCUCGCUGCGUUUCCCCGGGCAACUCAACGCCGAUCUCCGCAAGCUGGCCGUCAACAUGGUGCCGUUCCCUCGACUGCACUUCUUCAUGCCGGGCUUCGCUCCUCUGACGGCGAGGGGCAGCCAGCAGUACCGAUCGCUCACCGUGCCCGAGCUCACCCAGCAGAUGUUUGACGCCAGGAACAUGAUGGCGGCGUGCGACCCUCGCCACGGACGCUACCUGACCGUGGCCGCUGUCUUCCGCGGGCCCAUGUCCAUGAAGGAGGUGGACGAGCAGAUGCUGAACGUCCAGAACAAGAACAGCAGCUACUUCGUGGAGUGGAUCCCCAACAACGUGAAGGUGGCGGUCUGCGACGUGGCUCCCCGGGGGCUCAAGAUGGCCGCCACCUUCAUCGGCAACAGCACGGCCAUUCAGGAGCUGUUCAAGAGGAUCUCCGAGCAGUUCUCGGCCAUGUUCCGCCGAAAGGCCUUCCUGCACUGGUUCACGGGCGAGGGCAUGGACGAGAUGGAGUUCACGGAGGCGGAGAGCAACAUGAACGACCUGGUGUCCGAGUACCAGCAGUACCAGGACGCCACGGCCACCGAGGAAGAGGAGGACUUUGAGGACGAGGAGGAUGAGAUCAUUGAGUGAGUGAAGGUCUGAGAGAACAACGGCGGGUUGAGUGAUGCGAACAUUCGUCAAACGACUUGUCAGCAGCUGCAAAACUCUGACCAGAAAUCCUAAAGACUUUUAUUCACGAGAGUCCCACCAACAGAGGGCGCUAGUUUCUCUCCACACUCACCAGAGUCAUUCUCUCACCUUUACCACGGAGUCUUUGUGCCUGGAUGUCAGACUCUGACCACAAGGGGGCGUCAGAUCACAAAACACUUGUGUGUUUAUUGUUGUUUACGUUGAUAAUGUCAGUUUUUGGAUUUUAAAGAAAAAACUCUAAUCUACUCAAACUCUAAAGUGGAAGAAAUAAUUGUUUACAGAAUCUAACACUCUCUGUUCUGUUUGAGUGUUUUUGGACACGUGAGGAAGUCGUGAGCGGGGAAAUAAAAACGUUAAAUGUC
Molecule: messenger RNA, 1803 nt
Organism: Limanda limanda (common dab)
Lineage: Eukaryota; Metazoa; Chordata; Actinopteri; Pleuronectiformes; Pleuronectidae
Gene: tubb6
Product: tubulin, beta 6 class V
Exons: 6
Coding region: 41-1381 (446 amino acids)
Biological process (GO): mitotic cell cycle; microtubule cytoskeleton organization
Cellular component (GO): cytoplasm; microtubule
Molecular function (GO): structural constituent of cytoskeleton; GTP binding; GTPase activity
Source: RefSeq, a predicted model, not a curated record